AAGUUACAUGAAAAGUUAUUAAGUAAAUUGAAGAGAACGAACCUGACCUGGUCAGAUCGCUAUCCGAUCUUGCAGCUGAAUCGAUCGCCGUCAGUCUUCAGAAUGGAUCAUAUCCCCGAGAAAAUAAUUCAAAAUUCAACUCUCGAUGUAGCAACUUGAUUUAUCAGAAGCUGAUAUCAAAGUUUAAUUGGGUACAGUUAACUUCUGCAAUGCAUACCUAUGGAGAUCUGUUCAACGUGACAAAAGUAGACUUGAGGUCCACAUUUCUCGAUGAAAAGACUGCAAGGUUCCUGCAAACUCAGAAGUUGAAGUCCUUAACUAUUGGGACGCUCAGGCCAUCAUUCAGAGAGUUGUACACAACUCGGAACGAUAGACCUCGGAAGUUGAAAAUUGUGAAGUUGCUGGAGCGGCUAAUCCAAAGAGGGUCAGGUCAAGGGCUACGUUAUCUGGAUUUAUCAGCAUCCCACACGCUUUUGCAAGAAGGAUGGAUUUCUAAGCUCAGAGUAAUGCUCCCAGCUCUCCGCACCCUCUCUCUAGAAUCUCAUAAAUUUGCGGAAAUCGAGUUCCCAAAAUUCUACAAAAGCUUCCCGAACCUCCAAACACUGGAUAUCAGCAGCACCAACGUCAAGGACUUAGACGGAAUAUCCAAUUUGCGGAAUCUUCGAGUUUUGUGUCUAAGGAAUUUGGAAUUUGAUAACUAUACGGAUAUGAUAGACCUGUUUGGAUUGAGAAAGUUAAGGGUUUUGGAUAUUUCUAGGGAGCGAGAAGACAACUACCGAAACACCAUCAGAUACUUCCUUUAUUGCGAAAAGAUGCUUCCUGAGCUGAAAUUCUUAGAUUGCUCCUCCCUCUUCUUGGAUGCCGAUCUCUACGAAAAACUUACAAGGUCACAUCCUCACCUCCGAAAGAUCUCAGUUCUCGGCUACACUGAAAACUUGCCCCAAAACCCCGAGACCGCAAGGCUUACAGUCCUAGGAACCCAAGGCUUCGACUCCUGCAUCGAAACCUUGACUCACUAUAUAAACGUGAGAAGGGGUUAUCCUGUACAAGUAUGUCUAGGCGAGAUGCUUCGGAUCUUAAAAGAAAUGCACAAGAAGAAUCAGGACUAUGAUGUUAAAAAAUGUGCUAAUUUGCUGGCUGAAGUCACAGUGGCACUUUCAGAAAACGGAGUAAGAUCACAUCCGGGAACUUUUUUGGCACGUCCAAAAGCAAUUAAUUGUAUAGUGGAGUUGGCAAUAAACAAGAACAUAUUUACACUCGGCAUCUCCCAAAUGUUUGACGCUUUGCUCAUAUAUGUCACGGGUCGGUCGACAUUCCCGGAUGUCGAACGUCUUAAGAUACAUUUCAAAAUCAUUGAACAACGCGAACCCGGUAGAUUUUUUGGAUUUCAGCGUCUCAGUACCGAAGAGUUUUUGCACUUUUUGAUGCAGAAAGUUAAUCCCGAGCCCAUGGACCGCUAAUUGUAAAGGAGACAUUAAAUCCCAAUGUAUGGAUUGGAAUCGAGCGUUUGGUGAACUUGCAUCACCGGUGGUGUCCCGAGAAACUUGCCGCGCUUGCAUUGAAAUGUGCCGAACCUUCACUGAUGAAAAAUGUGAUCGAUGCUCGUGCGAUGCGGAUUCUCGAGCGAUGCAUCACAGAGCACACAAUCCAUUUGGUGAUAAAGAGCGUGCACAAGUGGCGCAGUACCAAGCGUCUUCUGAACAUCCUGAGCGCCGCCGUCAGAAAGCAAGAUUGCUCAUUGUGCAUGCCGAUUCUGGAAGCUUUGAUGAAAAGCACAUCGAGUUACGAUAUGUAUUCCUUCGAUUGGCUGGACUAUGAAGAAUUGAAAACCUUAAUUUUUUGCAUAGAGAUUUUUGAUUCGGAGCAAGUGCACAUUGGGAUUCUGCAAGUUAUGAAAAAUUUGAUCAUGGUGCGGAAGUUGAGCUGUAAGAAUAACUCUUUCACAGCCAAUGAGUUCAGAGCUUUCCAAAAACUCCUCAACAAAUGGGAUUCCAACCGUGCCUACCUCGCCGUCACCAUCCUGGCUCUCCUCUUACAAUCCUGUGAACAAGGGCCAGCGGAAUGCGAUUUCUGGGCUCCUGCCAAUGAAGCAAUCGUCAAAAAGUUCCCAUACCUCCUCGCCGCUGAUAUCACCGAAGACACCGAAGCCUACUUCACAAAUGGCAUCGUUUCCCGGGUUCUUCAGAGAACCCACGGCGACGGGAUCAUUCUCUGGGCUCUGCUGGCCACGAAGAUUUUUGCUCAGAAAGAUGCCAAAAACGCCGUGAAAAUCAAAAAUUCAGAGUGUUUCUAUUUUCUUCAUAGUCCUGUAUCUAAAUCUAGCACCGUUAAGAAUGCGUCGGAAAAUAUCAUGUUCUUGAUGAAUUGGUCAUUGUAAUUUUAUAUUUAAUAUCUAAUAUCUAAUAUCUAAUAUCUUAUAUCUCAGGGAGUAAUAUAUAAGGAUCUUUGUAUUUGUUGUAUAAAAGUUUGUAAAUAAAGUUUUAAUCAAUAAUG
Messenger RNA from Caenorhabditis elegans, 2493 nucleotides. The record is from the annotation of a RefSeq genome assembly. Lineage: Eukaryota; Metazoa; Nematoda; Chromadorea; Rhabditida; Rhabditidae.